Tripterygium wilfordii is the source of this 991-nucleotide messenger RNA. RefSeq lists its product as uncharacterized. The record is from RefSeq and is a predicted model, not a curated record. The transcript is spliced from 3 exons. Bases 82 to 669 code for a protein of 195 amino acids. NCBI's taxonomy places the organism in Eukaryota, Viridiplantae, Streptophyta, Magnoliopsida, Celastrales, Celastraceae.
CUCCACACACACGUAGAUCUCCACAACUACAUCACUUGUAUCAGAAACUAAAUUACAAUUCUUCCCACUAAACUUGUCCCCAUGGCUUCCGAUUUUGGCUUCAAGACCUUCGCAAUCCUAGCACUUGCACUUCUCCUCUGUGUCCAAUGCACUCUAGGAGAAAUAACAUGUGAGAAUCUCGACCAAGACACAUGCGCCUAUGCGAUAUCGUCGACGGGAAAGAGGUGUGUGCUGGAAAAGCAAGUGAGGAGGAGCGGAGAGGAGGCGUACACAUGCCGCACAUCAGAAAUUGAGGCAGACAGGUUAAGGAAUUGGGUUGAGACUGAUCAGUGCCUCAAAGCAUGUGGUCUUGACCGGAAAGCACUCGGAAUCUCAUCAGACUCUCUGCUUGAAUCUCGCUUCACACAAAAGCUCUGCUCCCCGCAGUGCUAUGACAGCUGCCCCAACGUUGUCGAUCUCUACUUCAACCUUGCCGCCGGUGAAGGUGUGUUCCUUCCAAAAUUGUGCGAGACACAAGAAGGAGGAAAUGUGCGCAGAGGAAUGGCCGAAAUCCGAAGCUCUGGUCACGUUGCGUCAGGACAAAUACACCAUGGAAAGCUCGUCGGUGCUCCAGGACCAAUUUACUCUGACAAGUACACGGUUGCUACGGCAGAGGCACCUUAUUAUUAAUUCUUGCCGAGGAAAGGCAAAAGAAAGAAAUAUAUAUGUGUGUCUACGACUAUCUAUAGAAUUUAUAGCAUAUAAUAAGAAAGUGGCACCGAUUUAUUAUGAAUUGGCUGGGCUGAGCCGGGCCGGGCCGGGCCGGGCUUAAGUGCUCUAUGCAUGAAGGCCAUGGGCUUGGACGGGCCUGUUGGGUCCAAUCAAUAAGGUGUUGCUCCAGAGUGAUUAUUAGGUAGAGUUUGCAUCUUUUAUGAGUUUUUAUCUUACAAAAGGUUGUGUGGCCGUGGCCUAUAUAAAUAUACUGCUUUCUGCUUAAUUUAUUCCUGAACAA